Molecule: messenger RNA, 1719 nt
Organism: Loa loa (African eye worm)
Lineage: Eukaryota; Metazoa; Nematoda; Chromadorea; Rhabditida; Onchocercidae
Product: collagen alpha-3(VI) chain
Exons: 13
Coding region: 1-1719 (572 amino acids)
Source: RefSeq, a predicted model, not a curated record
AUGGUGUUAAGGAGCACUGGAAUAUUAUUUUCACGAAAUUUGCUUUAUAUUGUGAUCGGCAUUGUCAUUAGUUCGGUACGUAACGUAAAGACUAUACCGAUUGAUAAUUCUCUCGUAGAUGCUGAAGUAAUAAAAGAUUGCGUGACAAAUAAAAGCGUUGAUUUGGUGUUAGUGUUGGAUGGUUCUGGUUCAAUUGGUGAUGAAACUUUCCAAUUGCUGCUCGAUUUCGCGGUGCAUAUUUUACGACGAAUAAAUAUCACGGCGGAAGGUAGUCGAAUGGGUAUCAUUCAGUAUGCCGAGAACCCUCAACUUGAAAUUACGCUAAAUCAGUACACUCAUUCCAAUCAGAUGGAAUGGGCGAUUCAACGCAUUAAAUACCUAUCAGGCGCAACAAAUACAGGGGCUGCGCUUAAAUUUGCUUUGGAACGAGGUUUUCAGGAUGCACGAGGAGGCGGUAUUCCAAAGGUAGCAAUAGUGGUAACCGAUGGUCAAUCUCAGGACAGCGUUGCUGAAAGUGCACAGCAAUUGAGAGAUGCACAUAUAAUGUUGUAUGCGGUCGGUGUUACGAAUUUGGUUAAUGUACAUCAGUUACAUCAGAUAGCUGGAAAUCCAGCACGAGUACUUACAGUUGAAUCAUUCGACGAGUUGAGCAGAACUCUUGCAGAUUCACUCACUUGGGAUAUGUGUAAAACUGAAUUUAGACCCGGCACACCUGAUAUAAUCUGCGGUCCGGAUCGAAUUGGUGUGCGGGCAUCAACAAAGAAUCCAUUUGACGGAUACGUCUUCAUUAUGGAUCAUUUUCAUAAAAAGGAAUGUCGAGCAGGUCCAGAAGAAUUUCCAGAUGCUCGAAGUAUCGGUAUUACUAUUCCGUUCACCGAAUGCAACAUACAUCGAUAUCGUUCAUUGAGCCCACGGGGUAUCUUCGUUGAAAUGACAGUUAUCUUUAUGUUUCAUGCACUAUUUAUGACCAAAGUUGAUCAGAUGGUGAAAGUGCAGUGUUUUUAUAUGGAAGCUGAUAAGUCUGUUUCAGUACCAAUGGAGGUCAGCAUGAUCACAACGCAGUUUCGUGAAAAGAUGUACGAGAUGCCGCGAUGCGAAUAUACUCUAAGGCGUGGAUCACAGGAUGGACCAAUCGUACAGUAUGCACAACUUGGUGAGAGUAUCUAUCAUCGCUGGGAAUGCCACGAUCAGGCUGAUACAUUUGGGAUGCUUGUGCAUUCAUGCUACGUUGACAACGGUUUUGGUGAUCGAGUUGAUAUUCUGGAUGAUACAGGAUGUGGAAUCGACACUGUUUUACUGAUGACCCCAGACUAUGACGAAACACUGAGACUGGCAACGAAGCCGUAUCAUGUUUUCAAAUAUGCUGAUAGGCCUGUACUGCAGUUUCAGUGUCAGAUAACUUUGUGCCUCAAAUUAGACGCAGGCUGCAUUGGAUUAACACCGCCGAAUUGUCCGGAACUAGCCCACAACCACAUGCACAGUCAUGAUCAUGUGCAUGAGCAGAACGAAAUACGUCGUGCUCGAUCCAUCCUGGAAUCUAAUACUCUGGAUAUAUUCACACCACAAUUACACAUUGUCGACAAUUUACCGCAGUGUCCUAAUCAUAGUAUCCAGUUCCCUUCCCUCUAUAUUGUAGUAGUUGUUAUUAGUGUGAUGCUAAACAUCCUUUUGUCCAUCAUUAUAGCAAUGCGAUUUUUAAAAUCCAAAAAGAAUGGUUAA